Paramecium tetraurelia is the source of this 1461-nucleotide messenger RNA. RefSeq lists its product as uncharacterized. The transcript has 2 exons. Gene Ontology annotation, molecular function: phosphatidylinositol binding. NCBI's taxonomy places the organism in Eukaryota, Ciliophora, Oligohymenophorea, Peniculida, Parameciidae. The record is from RefSeq and is a predicted model, not a curated record. Gene Ontology annotation, biological process: retrograde transport, endosome to Golgi.
AUGGACAAGAACUCAUUUGUAAUUUAAAUGGAUAGUUUCAUUGAGAAUACAAUAUAAGCCGAAGGCUACAAUAAGACAGAAUUUCUAUAAUAUUUAAAUAGUAAAAAGAUUAAUGGUGAUUAAAUUGAAUUAUGGAAUAUGGAUGAAAUGCUUAUAGCAAGAGAAGAGUUUUUGGCUUGGAAAUAGUAAAAUGAAUCAACUUAACAUCCAUAAUAGCCUUUGACUCAAUAUGCCAAUAUUCACUAAAACCCAACUAUUGAUGUAGUUCAGCGCUCCAAGGUCUAUUCAGGAUAAUAGAUAUAAAUAAAUUAGAAUUCCUUUUUGUAUAAAAAUCCAAAUAUAGAAGUUAAGAUUGACAAUUAUCAAGAGUAACCAGGGUCUUUAUUUUCUAAGUCGUAUAUUAUUUAUAAGAUCACUUUGAAUCCACAUAACUACGUUAUAGAAAGAAGAUAUUCUUAAUUUGAGAAGCUAAGAGAAUAUUUACUUAGUAAUUACCCUGACUUUUAUGUUCCACCAAUCCCUGAAAAAAUGGCAUCAGGCUCUAAGAAUCACAUAGCUGAUUACAGAUCAUUGGCUUUAGAGAAGUUUAUGAAUACAAUCAUAAGAUAAUUUUGGUUCGAUGAGUUGGUAGAUACAUUUUUUAGUUGUUAAAAUGAGAGUGAUCUAUAAAAUAAGUUGAAGCAAUAGAAAUAAAAAUAGAGAGAAUACAAUAUCUCGAAUUUGACGAGUUUAGAUGGCAAAAUAGAAUGUAAAAUAAGUUCCUAAAUGGAGAGUUUCUUUGCAUAUUAAUCAAAAAUGUUCAGUAAGGAUAUGGAAUAUAAUAAUAAUAUUAGAUAAAUCUCUUAAAAUAUUGCGGGUUUAUAUAAACAAUUAAGUUAGGAAUAUAAAUCACUGGCAGAUAAGUUUUUAAUUUAUCAAUAACGGAAUAAGAAUUAAAAUGAAUAAUUGUUUGAGUAGGUUGACGAUAGUUAUUGCAAAAACUUAAGUCAAAUGUUUAUGACAUGCAGUAAAAAUCAAGAAGAGAUUGGAUCACUUGUAACUAAACAUGUAGACUAUUCAUAUGCUUAUUAAACUCAAGUGUUAGAAACUUUGAGGGAGAAAAUAAAGUAGAGAGAUGUGAUGCGUGAUGAAUCCUUUAAAUUAUUAUAAAAAAUAGAUAGCUAAAUUGAUAAACAAUUUAAGUAAUUGAGUGCUGGAUAAAUCUAACAAAGAGUACAAGGUUAAGGAGUAUUGACAGAAAAACAAUUAAAAUAAAAUUUAUUUCCAGCAGAAUCCAAAUAAUUUGAAAUUAUUCAAGAUAAUUUCGGAUAUGUUAAUAAUAAUAUUUAUUAGCAAAUUUAAAUUGUUAUGAAUAUGAAUUAAUAUCAGAUUAUUGAAUCUAUUUUGAAUAUGCAAUAGAAAAUCAGUUAAAUGUAUUAAAAUAUGGUCAAAGAGAAUGAACAAUUAUUUGGAAGAUAUUGA